AUGGCCACUCCCAAGUUCAACACAAAGUCGCCGACCAUCAAGCGCAUAUUAAAAGAAGCAGCCGAGCUCACCAACUCCCCAUCCCCCGAAUACACCGCCUCGCCGCUCGAAUCCGACCUCUUCGAAUGGCACUUCACCCUGCGCGGGCCCCCAAAGUCCGCCUUUGCCGAGGGCAUGUACCACGGACGCAUCGUGCUGCCGCCCACCUAUCCCCUGAGUCCGCCGUCAUUCCGCUUCACGACGCCUAGCGGCCGCUUCGAGCCGAACCGCGAGAUUUGCCUCAGCAUCUCGGGCCACCACGAGGAGACGUGGCAGCCGGCGUGGGGGGUGCGCACCGCUAUCGUCGCGCUGCGCACCUUCAUGGAGACGGGCGCGAGCGGCCAGAUCGGUGGCCUCGACACCAGCGAUGCCGUGCGCACCAAGCUGGCGGCCUCCAGCAGGGCGUGGAUGUGCGCUACUUGCGCCAAGAGCAAUGAGGACAUCAUUGCCGAGUGCGAGGAGCGGUGCAAGGAGCUCGAAGCUGAGAAUGGCGGCUCUUCUGGGCCCCGCGCGGAGGUUGAGGUACCUGUAGAGCUAAAGAUGGGCUUCCGGGAUGAGAUAGAGAACGCCAAAGCAAACGCUGCGGGCGGCGAUGAGGGCGCCAAGGAGGAUGCCGAGAGCGCACAGCUCGCGGAGGGCUUUGUGCAGACUGUGCCUGAGAGGCUGGAGAAUGCGUCUGUUCCCUUGCCGCCGAUCGGAGCUGUACGGGGCGGCGGCGUGCCAGCAGCUUUCCCGCCUGCUAGACCAGCACAGGGAGUGCCGGCGCCGACGGGGAGGGUGCCGUUACCGAAUUCAGCCGGACAGGUCACACCGCAAACGACGAUACGGGUGGAUCCAAAUGCUGGGGUGCCUCCGUGGGUCGACUACGCAAUCGUAUCGCUGGUGGUGGUGUUGUUCGCUAUGCUGUUCAAGAUUAUGUCGGGCUACUGA
Anthostomella pinea is the source of this 969-nucleotide messenger RNA. Lineage: Eukaryota; Fungi; Ascomycota; Sordariomycetes; Xylariales; Xylariaceae. The record is from the annotation of a GenBank genome assembly.